Myzus persicae (green peach aphid) is the source of this 1254-nucleotide messenger RNA. RefSeq lists its product as uncharacterized. The transcript has a single exon. The coding region runs from base 355 to 1230 and encodes 291 amino acids. The record is from RefSeq and is a predicted model, not a curated record. Lineage: Eukaryota; Metazoa; Arthropoda; Insecta; Hemiptera; Aphididae.
AAUUUUUAAUUGUAAUUUGUAUGCACUUCUCUUUCACUUGCUACUUAACCAUUCUAAGUGUAUUCAUAGUGUUCUGGAAGUCGACGCAGUCCACCUACUUCGGUUUUUGUGAUCUUUUUCGAGUUUCCUCGGAGCAGCUUUUUCGUGAGUACUGAAAUUUUGUUUUGUUGUUAUCACGUUGUGCUUGUUUCUCACAACCACUAACAGCUGUUUUCCGGAGACUUUAACAGUGGUUGCCAUUGUUUCUGAAUUAUUAUAUACACCAUACCUCCACCUACUUCUAUCCAGUGACUUUAACGCUGGUACUUAUCUAUCUACUACUACUACAUUAUAUACAAACCAUCAAUACUCGUCAUGAAUUCAGGAAAUAAACCAGUUAAUAGCUCUUCCUCUGACCGGGUUCUUCGUACCCGUACUACUACUACCCAACCUACCUCCUCAAAAGUUCUCUCUCCGGUUGCAAGUUCUUCAACUAUAGAUGACGUGAUGUCGACUCUACUUUCUUUUCGGAACGACCUUACAACUUCCAAUGAGAAACUAUCUGCCGCCCAAGCAUCUCAAUUCAGAGACUUAAAAAAUGACCUUAAGAACCUUUCAUGUUUAAUUGCGGACCUUAAAGCCGAAAAUACUGCGCUACGAAACGACGUUGACUCACUUAUGGACAAAGUUGCGAACCUUGAGUCAGGUUCAACCCCUAACAUUGCAUCUACUACCGUUUCACAAGUUCUUCAGGAGACAUUUGAGCGUGAAAGAUGUUCUUAUAAUGCUCUUGUGUAUGGUGUCCCAGAGUCAAUUUCCUCUACUAUCACUGAACGUGUUAAAGACGAUAAGGAAACUUUUCAAAAACUACUCGAAGAGAAUUCGAUUGAGCCUUCUCAUGGCUCUAAGUACAUUCGACUCGGUAAAGCUCGCGCUGAUUAUGUCCGCCCUCUCAAAGUCAUUUACACUUCAAAAGAAGAUGCAUCUAAACUGAUUGCGUCCUUUGCUGACUUAAGAAACCAAGGGGUAUCAAUUACGCAGGGAUUUCGAAUUGUCAAGGACAAGACCAAACUCCAGCGCGAACAAUUGAGAUCAUGCCACUCGGAAUUUGACCAUAGGACUAGAAAUGGCGAAUCUGGGCUAUCCAUCAAGUACAUAAACGGUUCUCCGAUUGUGAUCUCUGAAGGGUCAAAAAACGGAGUUCACCAUCGGCGACUAGCCGAUCCAAUAACCAACACCAAAAUCAACUAGUAGCUUCCACCUCAUUAUCCGGCU